This is a messenger RNA of Dermatophagoides farinae (American house dust mite), 1420 nucleotides long. RefSeq names its product thiamine pyrophosphokinase 1. NCBI's taxonomy places the organism in Eukaryota, Metazoa, Arthropoda, Arachnida, Sarcoptiformes, Pyroglyphidae. The record is from RefSeq and is a predicted model, not a curated record. Gene Ontology annotation, biological process: thiamine metabolic process; thiamine diphosphate biosynthetic process. Gene Ontology annotation, molecular function: ATP binding; thiamine diphosphokinase activity; thiamine binding.
GGGUGUGUGUGUGUGUGUUUAUGUGUAUUUGUUGGAAAAUUUAUUUGGAAAAUAAUGUAAAAAAAAAAUAUUGAAUGUUCAAUGCAUUUUAUUUGGAUGUGGAAGUUGAAUUAUUUGUUGCUUGCAAAUUUAACCAUAAUCAUAACAAACAGACAACAAAAUAAUGAUGCAAACAAACAAAAAAAAGUGAACGCGUUGGCCUGUGAAAACGUGGUAAAUGCAUUUGAUAAUCGAUUGUAUCAAACUUUAAUUUAAAUUAGUGGCGCCAUCCAGAGUCCUGUUUUGAUUUUAUUCUUGAAUACAAUUUUUUGUGCAUCAUGCCGAAUGGGAUGCCGGUCAUGUUUGAUAAAUUUUAUCAACAAUGAUUUGAUACAAAUAUGGAAAAAUGAUCUAAUAAACAACUAUAUUUAGAAUGUAAAAACGAUCUAAUGUACAAAAUGUAUAAUUAGAUCCAGUAUAUAAUUGUGGAUGCUAGUCAAUCGAAGCAAUCAUUUGCAAUAUUAUCAGCUUUGAGUAUCAAUCGCUGUCCAGAUUUUAAAUGGAUAAAAUGAAUCUAGAAACCCGUGAUUUUGAUUGGGAAAAUUGUCUAAAAACAAUCAAACGUCAUGGAAAGGAUAAGAAUAUUGUUGUCAUGAUGUUGAAUCAUUGUUUCGAUACAAUAUUAUCGAAAUUUGAAUCAAUAGAUCAAUUUUUAUGCAAUGAAAAGUUUAAAAAUUUUCAAGAAAUUUGGAACAAUAGUUGCGUUCGUAUGGCUGUGGAUGGUGGUGCAAAUGUUCUUUACGAUAUGCAGCAAUCUAAUGCUAAAUAUGAUGGGCAACUUCUCGAUCCUACUUUUUUAAGCGGUGAUUUUGAUUCAAUUCAUCCAAAAGUGAUGGAUCACUUUAAACAACGUGGAGAAAAUAUAAAAAUUAUGCAUACGCCCGAUCAGGAUCACACGGAUUUUACAAAAGCAUUGUUUAUUCUGGAUGAACAAGUUUUGAAUCUGAAUACUACUCCUGCAAUUGAUUGCAUUUUGGUUUUCUUUUCAAAUUCAGGACGAAUCGAUCAAUAUUUAUCGAUUUUAUCUACUGUCCAUAAUUUCAGUAAUAACAAUAAAACUUUUCCGCCUAUAAUUCUAGUCGAUAUGGUCGAUUCGAUUAGUUUUGUAUUGAAAAAGGGUUCAUCACAUCGAAUACCGAAAUUUGAUGAUGCUAACUGGUGUUCAUUGAUACCUUUAUGUGGGCAAGCUAAAGUUAAAACUGUUGGUCUACGUUGGAAUCUUGAUGAAAAUAUUGAGCUUGAAUUUGGAAAAUUUAUAAGUUCAUCUAAUGAAUUUGAUCGUAACACGAACAUUGUUACUGUUAAUGUUGCUGAAAAACCGAUUCUAUUCUCUACAGAAUUUCAUUUGUAAUAAAAGAAGAAAAACAAAUGUUUCAUUCUA